Morus notabilis is the source of this 3484-nucleotide messenger RNA. Its product is annotated as auxilin-related protein 2. Gene Ontology annotation, cellular component: vesicle; intracellular membrane-bounded organelle; cytoplasm. Bases 79 to 2931 code for a protein of 950 amino acids. Gene Ontology annotation, biological process: clathrin coat disassembly; clathrin-dependent endocytosis. The record is from RefSeq and is a predicted model, not a curated record. NCBI's taxonomy places the organism in Eukaryota, Viridiplantae, Streptophyta, Magnoliopsida, Rosales, Moraceae. Gene Ontology annotation, molecular function: clathrin binding. The transcript is spliced from 9 exons.
UUUUUUUCCGAAUUGGAAAAAAAAUUAAAAUUAAAUUAGAAUAAGGAAGGAAGAAGAAGAAGCUUUGAAUCGGAAGCAAUGAACGACUUCGAGGGGCUUUUGGCCUCCGAUUUCGGGUUCAAACCCUCGAAAUCGGUUCCAAUGGCCACUUCUUCUUCUUCUUCUUCCACAAAUCGCUCCAACUUCGAUCUCGGAUCCCGAUCCGCUCGCGCCUCCUCCGAUGAUCGCGAUUCGAUCUUCUCCACCGCUCAGAGAUCUCACGGUUUCGGCGGCGCCGGCACCAAAUCGGCCGGCUCGGCCUACGAUUUCGACGCCAUGUUCGAGAAGCCGUCGAAUUCGGAGCCUGUUUACGAUAAGCCGGUCUACGACGACGACAUUUUCAACGGCGUCGCCGGGCUCAGGAGCUCUUCCUCCUCCAAGGUCAUGUACGACGACGUUUUCGCGACUGUGUCGUCUUCUUCGUCGCCUCCCAAAGGAGGAGGGACUGGUAGUGGCGGUAGUGCGUUGGACGACCUUCUUGGUGGGUUUGGUAAGUCGGAGCCGCCCCGAUGGACGAGCGCCGGAGCGAAAAGGCCGGAGAAAGCUGAGAAGAGUGUGCCGGAUUUCGCUGAUUUAUUACCUGGGUUUGGAGAUACUAGUCCCCCUACCGAAAGGUCAGCUUCAGAAACCAAUUGGCCCCCAGAAACUUCUGUUAAUGCUACGAAAACAACAUCCACAGUGAUGGAAGAUCCCUUUGUAGUAGCGGGACAAUUUAGUGAUCCACUGGAAGAAAUUAGUAAGCUUUCUAACUCUGGAAGCAUGAAAAGCAAUUCUGUUGGCAAUGGGAGAGUAUUUGAUGAUAUGGAUCCUUUUGAUGGUCUUGUAAGACCUGCCUCAUCGUUUAACUCUGAGAGAGAUAACAGGGGAAAGGAAACAAGUACUUUAAGAGAAGAUUCAAGUACUAGUGGAUCCAAAACUUUUCCUAGUAAAGAGGCGAAUGAGAAGCCCUCUGUCAGAAGUCCAGAUAGCCAAACACAGAAGAAGGUGCCCGUUGACAACGAUUGGGAUUCUCAUCAAACAUUGUUUGACAUGCCUACUGCUUCAAACACUUCAUAUAAAUCUACUGGACAAACUAUGUCUCCCCCUUCUUAUGCCAGUGCUAGUUCUAAGGACUUAAAUACACAGGCAGAUAGAUCUCCAAGCUCAGAAGAGAACUUGGAUUCAUCUGAAGAUAUAUGGCUCACUGUGUCGGAGAUUCCUCUUUUUACGCAACCUACUAGUGCUCCACCACCUUCAAGACCACCUCCUCCAAGACCUGUAUCGAAGGCAGGAAUAAGCUCUGCUGCCUCUACAAAUGCAAGAAGAAAGAAUAAUGAGUUUUCAUCUUUCCCAAAUUUAUCUCAAAACUUUCAGGCACCUAACUCGGUUCCUGUAGCUGCCAGGAGUUCAGUUGUGUCUCCACUUGAUCAGCUUGAUGAUUUUGCUAGGGGUGGGAGCCAAGACAAUGUUGCUGAGCAUCUAAAUGGUAUUUCUGGAGAAGAGUUAGAGAUGAACUCAGUUGCUGCUGCUAUGAAGGAGGCUAUGGAUAGAGCUGAGGCAAAAUUUAGGCAGGCUAAGGAAGUGAGGGAGAGAGAGAGUACAAAGGCUGCUAAAAGUAAAGAAGGACAGCUAGAAAGAGAUGAAAAAGCAACACAAGAUGAGAGGGUACGAGAAAAGCAGGAGAGGUUGGAGCGUCAGCAGAGGGAAAGGGAAGAGGAAGAAAUGGAACAACAGAGACUUGAGAAAGAGAGGGAAAUUGAGAGGGAACGAGAGGAGAAAGAGAGAGAGCAAAGGAGACUUGAGAGGGAAAGGGGAAAGGCCAGACAAGCUGUGGAAAGAGCUACUAGGGAAGCACGUGAGAGAGCAGCGGCUGAAGCUCGUCAUAGAGCUGACAGGGUUAAAGCCGAAAGGGCUGCUGUGGAUAAGGUAACCGCUGAAGCUCGAGAACGUGCUGAAAGGGCUGCAGUUCAGAGAGCUCAAGCUGAAGCUCGUGAAAGAGCAGCAGCAGAGGCGAAGGAAAGAGCAGAAAAGGCAGCUGCAGAAGCCAGAGAAAGAGCAAAUGCAGAAGCUAAAGAAAGGGAAGCACGGGAGAGGGCUGCGGCAACUAGAGCUGAAGCUGAAUCACGAGCUAGAGCAGCAGAACGAGCCGCUGUAGAAAGGGCUGCUGCUGAGGCACGUGAAAGAGCUGCCGCAGAAGCUCGAGAAAGGGCUGCUGCCAAUGCGAGGAGAAACCAACAAAGGAAUGACAAUGAUCUUGACUCCUUUUUCAACAUGAGCAACCGACCCAGUAGUGCUCCGAGACCCAGGGGGAACUCAUCGGAUCCUUUCUUUGAUCCACCAUUUCAGAGCAGGAAAGAGCCUGAAGUGGCAAGGACGUCCGGUGGAACUCACAUAAAGAAGGCAUCGUCAACGACAAAUAUUGUUGACGACCUUACAUCAAUAUUUAAUUGUGUCCCGGAAGAGUUCCAGUUUGUUGAAGGAGAAAGUGAAGACAGACGAAGAGCGAGACUUGAACGCCAAAAGAGGACUAAAGAGCGAGCGGAAAAAGCAUUGGAAGAAAAGAACCUGCGGGACCUUCAAAUCCAGAGGGAUCAAGCAGAGAGACAUAGAUUUGCUGAAACACUAGAUGUUGAGAUCAAACGUUGGGCUGCAGGGAAAGAUGGGAAUCUGCGUGCUUUAUUAUCGACCUUGCAAUAUGUGCUUUGGCCUGAAUGCGGAUGGCAGCCAGUUUCUUUGACUGAUAUGAUUACCGGUGCCUCGGUUAAGAAAGCAUAUAGGAAAGCGACUUUGUGCAUUCACCCUGAUAAGGUGCAGCAAAAGGGUGCCAAUCUUCAACAGAAAUAUAUUGCCGAGAAAGUUUUUGACCUUCUUAAGGAAGCUUGGAACAAGUUCAAUUCAGAGGAGCUUUUUUGAAUUUUCACGAAGGUUUUUCCGCUUCAAGUUUCUUGAUUUGACAAUGGCAAGAUUAUUUGUUGCGAGGGAAAAGGAAAUUCCAUCUACGUCCUAGAAGAGACUCCCCGUGGCAGUGGAAGAAUUUUUGGUUGAAGUUGGAACACAUCGAUAAAAUUACCUCAUUCCGUUAGCCAACCGGGACCCGUCGAUGGUAUUUUCGUAUGUUUCCUCUCUCUAUAUUGUUUUCAACAGAAUUUCGUCCCUGAUCAAAAUUUUCACACCAUCAUAUUUCGUGAUUCGCGUGGGUGAGAGAAGGGCAGGUUUGGAUAUCUGUCUUUCUGUUGUUUUUGAUUUUGGGCUGUGAUAUAGCAUAUUGAAUUUAAAUCUCAUUAUUUGUAUUGAUAUGAUUACAUUAAUAUGUGCAGUGUAUGAAUGAGCUAUGAAUCGAAUUUGAUACUUAAGCCUUGAAUUGAUUUGAAGAUAGAUUAAGGGAUAAGAAAAGCCAGUGCAAAUGAAGCAGCAAUACAUUCUUAACUUUUUCUUUGUUAAAGGCGUCGUUUGGCAUUGUUUAUAU